GACCCAACUCGAAUUCUUUUUUAUCGAUAGCGCAUGUUAACCUUCUCCGACUGCCAUGUGCCUACGUUCCUAAGUAUCGUAAAUAACAAAACGUAGUUUGAAAUAUCAACAUUCGCUAUAUUAAUUUAUUUUCACGAAAUAAUACUGUAAAUGUAAAUAAAUAGAAUGAUGCAUAUUAAAAUGUGUUACGAAUGCGCCAUAACCUUAACGCCUCUCCGAAUAUGCACACAAAGGGUAAGUUCGAAAUAAACGUUUUAUUCGAGUAACAUUUUUACGCGAUCGAACGAACAAGCUUCGAAAAGAGAAAAUGGCAAACGAAACGGAAGACACGAUUACUCACAAGACUCACAGAGAACGUAACGCUGGUCGCAAAGCGGAAAAGAAAAAAAAUAAGAAACAACAUGUUCAAGAAUUAACGGACAAGCAGAAGAAUCCUAAAGCGUUCACGUUUCACUCUGCUGUAAAGGCUGAGAGACAAUUCAGACGUAAACAAGACAUAGAAACUAAGAAACAACAUAUACCGCUUGUAGACAGAACUCCACUCGAACCGCCACCUGUUUUGGUUGCUGUUGUGGGACCCCCGAAGGUGGGAAAAUCUUUGGUGAUACAAUGUCUCAUCAAAAGUUAUGUGAAACAGCCAUUGGCCAACAUAGUCGGUCCGGUUACCAUUGUCUCUAGCAAAAAGAGGAGGGUUACAUUUAUGGAAUGUAACAAUGAUAUAAACAGUAUGAUAGAUAUAGCGAAAGUAGCAGACUUAGUAUUGCUGCUAAUAGAUGCAUCUUUUGGGUUCGAGAUGGAGAUCUUCGAGUUCUUAAACAUAUGUCAAGUUCAUGGUAUGCCCAGGAUCAUGGGUGUUUUGACACAUUUAGAUUUGAUUAAAAAUGCUAAACAACUAAAAAGAAGUAAGAAAACUCUAAAACAACGUUUUUGGACAGAAGUAUACGCCGGAGCAAAAUUAUUUUAUCUCUCAGGAUUACUUCACGGAGAGUACCUACGUACAGAGGUCAAAAACUUGGGCAGAUUUAUAUCCGUGAUGAAGUUUAGACCUUUGACUUGGCGUAGCAUGCAUCCUUACAUUCUUGCAGACAGAGUGGAGGAUUUAACGUCUCCAGAAUUAAUCAGACAAAAUCCGAAAAUCGAUAGAACGAUAAGUUUAUAUGGGUAUGUAAGAGGUAUUCCCCUGAACAAAGAAACAUCUGUACAUAUUCCUGGAUGCGGAGACGUGAAAAUCAAAGAUGUCAGCUUCUUGCCAGAUCCCUGCCCCUUACCAGAAGCAUUAAAGAAGCGUGCCUUAGUAGAGAAAGAGCGACUAAUCUAUGCGCCAUUCUCUGGUGUCGGUGGAAUAGUUUACGACAAGGAUGCCGUGUACGUCGAAUUAGGAGGCAGUCACUCUCACAAAGAAGACGACACGGGUUUGGUCGGAGCUCUGAUGGACACUCGAGAAACGCUCGAUCAGAAAUUGCAACACAGCGAAUUACAAUUGUUUAGCAACACUGCUCCAAUAAAGUCGCAGGAUGUGAAUGAAAACUUCGGUAAUUACGUGGGAGAAACCGUGAUCGAGGAUGGCAGAGUCAGGAGAAAAGUCGUCUUCCCCGAUUCCGAAGAAUCGUUAAAAAUGUUCGACGAUGGAUCGGAUCAUGAAAAUGACGAAGAAUCGGAAGAUGAAGACGAUACCGAGGAAAUCGAGAAAAAAGAAAUAAAAGCUGAACGUACGAUGGAAGACGAUGACUCCGAGGACGAGAAAUUAAAAGAAGAAAGCGAGGACGAAAUCCAAGAAACCCACGAAGGAAAGGGCGUGAAGCGAAAAACUAAAAGUAAACAAUUAGAAAACGCGAAACGUAAAAAGGGAAGCAGUUCGUCGAAUGAUUCAGAGUCCGAGGAUAGCGAUGCUGAUAUGGCAGAAGAGAAGUCUUUUGAUUCCUCGAAGCGCAGUGACUCGGGAAUAUCGAAUACAGAAGUUUAUCAUUCCAUAAGCAAGGAAUCUGAUAUUUUGAUCAAGAAUAAGAUCACGGAAGCGCUUAGUUUAUUAAACUCCGGUUCAAGCAGAAACAAAAGGUCGAACAGUGAGAGCGAGAGCUUCGACGAACUCAGCGACGAAGAUUCACGAGCUAAAUUAGAAAUGGACGACGCGGAAGCUCACUCGUCGCGUGAUUCUUUCGAGGAAGACGAUGAGAAUGAAGGAGACGAGAGCGAGGAUGCCGAGGAUGUCGCGGACGAAUUGAAAUGGAAGUCGAACUUAGCUGACAGAGCUAGGGACGCUUUCGAAGAUCGUCAACGAAGCAAUAAGAACCUAAUGAAGCUCGUGUACGGGGUAUUCGACAAAAGCAAUCUCGUUCAAGACAAGGAAGAUGAGAAACCACAGGAAGAUAACGAUAUAGGCGGCAUUUUCCGCGUGGUUCAAGAGAAAGAGAAACAAAAAAUUCAAGAACGUGAACUGCAGAAUCAAGAAGAAUCUGUGUUCUUCGUAGGAGAGCCACGCGAUUGGCUGGAAGAAGUGAACAAGGUACUAGUAACGAAUCGCUUCGUAACGGGAAAAUGGAAGGAGUCGGAAGACGCGGAGGAGCUUCUAAAGUUGGACGACAUGGACGACGAGGAUUUGUAUGGAGACUUCGAAGACCUGGAAACUGGAGAAAAACACAAAGCAGAAGCACCGAAAGAAUCGACGACCGACGAAAUGGAGGAAAGGAAGAAGCUCGUAGAAAAGAAGAUGAAAUUGAAGGAACAAUUCGAUAAAGAGUACGACAAUGGCGAGAACAAGACGUAUUACGACGAGUUGAAGCAGGAGGUCGAGAGACAGGCGAAUCUGAAUAAAUCGGAAUUCGAUGGUGUUGAUGACGACGUGAGGGUUCAACUCGAAGGGUAUCGUCCUGGCAUGUAUGUUCGCAUUGAGAUAGAAUCCGUACCCUGCGAACUUAUUACUCAUCUAGAUCCUACGUAUCCUCUGAUCAUCGGUGGACUCUUACAUGGCGAAGAGAAUAUAGGAUACGUACAAACGCGAAUCAAGAAACAUCGAUGGUAUCCGAAGAUCCUGAAGAGUAAGGAUCCGUUGAUACUCAGCGUGGGCUGGAGACGGUUCCAGACGCUCCCAAUUUUUUCUAAGCUGGAGGAUAAUUUGAGGAGCAGAAUGUUAAAGUAUACACCGGAACACGUUGCUUGUAUGUCGCAUUUUUGGGGCCCCAUCACUCCGCAAGGUACCGGAGUUUUGGCUGUUCAGGACGUCGCUACCAGAGUGCCAGGAUUUCGAAUAGCAGCGACAGGUUCCGUCGUCGAGAUGGACAAGAGCACACAGAUUGUCAAAAAGCUGAAACUCACCGGAGUCCCCUUGAAGAUAUACAAGAAGACUGCCUUCAUCAAGGACAUGUUUAACUCGUCUCUCGAAGUAGCGAAAUUCGAGGGUGCCAGGAUAAAGACUGUGUCGGGUAUACGUGGUCAAAUAAAGAAAGCGGUCUCGAAGCCUGAAGGAUGUUUCCGCGCCACGUUCGAAGACAAGAUACUUCUGAGCGACAUCGUGUUCUGUCGAACCUGGUACAAAGUCGACGUCACGAAGUUCUACAAUCCCGUAACGUCGCUCCUGUUGCCGCCAGAAGAAAAGAACCGUUGGCAAGGAAUGAAGACAACUGGUCAGCUAAAAAGGGAAAAGAACAUCCGUAUGCCAGCUAAUACGGAUUCGAUGUACACACCUAUCGAGAGGGAGCCGAAAGUGUUCGGCCGUCUGUCCAUUCCUCGAAGCUUGCAGAAAGAACUGCCGUACCGGGAUAAGCCGAAAUUAAUGCCAACCGCUGGCAAACGCGUGCCCAGAUUCAGGGAGGGCAGAGUGGCGGUGAUACGCGAGCCAAAGGAACAGAAAGUAGCGAAGCUCAUGCAAAUGAUCAAAACCAAUUACGUUCACAAGCAACGGCAAUUAAAAGAAGCUACCAAGCAGAGGAUGGAGGCGUAUCGAGCUCAGAUCACCGCCGAAGAGAAUCGAAAGCUCAAGAGGCAGAAGGAAAUGAAGAAACACGUGUUCAGGGAACUUAGUAAGCUGGAAAAAAAGAAAAAUAAGCGGUAAUAUAU
Hylaeus anthracinus is the source of this 4053-nucleotide messenger RNA. RefSeq names its product ribosome biogenesis protein BMS1 homolog. The transcript is spliced from 3 exons. Gene Ontology annotation, biological process: maturation of SSU-rRNA from tricistronic rRNA transcript (SSU-rRNA, 5.8S rRNA, LSU-rRNA); endonucleolytic cleavage of tricistronic rRNA transcript (SSU-rRNA, 5.8S rRNA, LSU-rRNA); ribosome biogenesis. The record is from RefSeq and is a predicted model, not a curated record. Gene Ontology annotation, molecular function: GTP binding; GTPase activity; U3 snoRNA binding. The coding region runs from base 308 to 4048 and encodes 1246 amino acids. Lineage: Eukaryota; Metazoa; Arthropoda; Insecta; Hymenoptera; Colletidae. Gene Ontology annotation, cellular component: nucleus; 90S preribosome.